AUCCUGUUUUCGUUGGCCACGCUCUGAUGGCGGUCACUGCUGGAACUCUGGCCAUUUCGUAGGGCCGGUCCUCGCUCGGUUCUGUGAGGACUUGGUGCCUCCCUCCUUUGUCCUCUUCACUGGUCUGCGCAUCGUCCCCAAGGGCUCAGGCCUUCCGCUGGCUGGCAGCAUGGGCAGGGAGUCUCGCCAUUACCGAAAACGGUCAGCAUCUCGAGGUCGCUCUGGAAGUCGGUCUAGGAGUCGCUCACCCUCUGACAAAAGAAGCAAACGUGGAGAUGACAGGCGUUCCAGGAGUAGAGACAGAGACAGAAGGAGAGAGAGGUCUCGGAGCAGGGACAAAAGGAGAUCUCGGUCACGGGACAGGAAGCGCCUGAGACGUUCCAGAAGUAGAGAGCGUGACAGAAGCCGAGAGCGAAGAAGAUCUCGCAGCCGGGAUAGAAGGCGCUCAAGGAGUCGGAGCCGGGGCAGGCGGUCCCGGUCCUCCAGUCCUGGCAGCAAAAGCAAGAAGGCUGAGAACAGGUCUAGGUCCAAAGAGAAAGCAGAAGGUGGGGACAGCUCCAAGGAGAAGAAGAAAGACAAGGACGACAAGGAGGACGAGAAAGAGAAGGAUGCUGGGAAUUUUGACCAGAAUAAGCUGGAAGAAGAAAUGAGAAAACGAAAAGAAAGGGUUGAAAAAUGGCGAGAAGAGCAGCGUAAAAAGGCGAUGGAGAACAUAGGGGAGCUGAAGAAGGAGAUCGAGGAGAUGAAGCAGGGGAAGAAGUGGAGCCUGGAAGAUGACGACGAUGAUGAAGAUGACCCUGCGGAGGCUGAGAAGGAAGGGAAUGAAAUGGAGGACGAGGAGCUGGACCCAUUAGAUGCCUACAUGGAGGAAGUGAAAGAAGAGGUGAAAAAGUUUAACAUGAGGAGCGUGAAAGGCGGCGCAGGAAAUGAGAAGAAGUCUGGACCGACUGUCACGAAAGUCGUUACUGUGGUAACGACCAAGAAAGCAGUAGUAGAUGCCGACAAGAAGAAGGGAGAGCUGAUGGAGAAUGACCAGGAUGCCAUGGAGUACUCCUCGGAGGAGGAAGAGGUUGACCUUCAGACGGCCCUCACAGGCUACCAGACAAAACAGAGAAAGCUUCUAGAGCCAGUGGAUCAUGGGAAAAUUGAGUAUGAGCCAUUCAGAAAAAACUUUUACGUUGAAGUUCCAGAAUUAGCGAAAAUGUCUCAAGAAGAGGUGAAUGUGUUUCGGUUGGAAAUGGAGGGCAUUACAGUUAAAGGAAAAGGUUGCCCCAAGCCAAUUAAAUCAUGGGUCCAGUGUGGAAUUUCCAUGAAGAUACUGAAUUCCCUCAAAAAGCAUGGCUAUGAAAAGCCCACACCAAUCCAAACUCAAGCAAUUCCUGCUAUAAUGUCUGGACGAGAUUUGAUUGGCAUUGCCAAGACAGGAAGUGGAAAAACCAUUGCUUUUCUUUUGCCCAUGUUUAGACACAUCAUGGAUCAGAGGUCAUUGGAAGAAGGAGAGGGACCAAUCGCUGUCAUCAUGACUCCAACUCGAGAACUGGCUUUACAAAUCACUAAAGAAUGUAAGAAGUUUUCGAAGACCUUGGGACUGAGAGUGGUCUGUGUGUAUGGAGGGACAGGAAUCAGCGAGCAGAUUGCUGAGCUGAAGAGAGGCGCUGAGAUCAUUGUUUGCACACCUGGCCGGAUGAUCGACAUGCUGGCAGCUAACAGUGGUCGGGUCACAAAUCUUCGAAGAGUGACGUAUGUUGUUUUAGAUGAAGCAGACAGAAUGUUUGACAUGGGUUUUGAACCACAGGUCAUGCGCAUUGUGGACAAUGUCCGUCCUGACCGACAGACAGUUAUGUUCUCAGCUACUUUCCCAAGAGCUAUGGAAGCGUUGGCCCGCAGGAUCUUGAGCAAGCCCAUUGAAGUUCAGGUUGGAGGCCGGAGUGUGGUUUGCUCAGAUGUGGAACAACAAGUGAUUGUGAUUGAAGAAGAGAAGAAAUUCUUGAAGUUGCUGGAGCUUUUAGGCCAUUAUCAGGAGUCAGGAUCUGUCAUUAUAUUUGUGGAUAAGCAGGAACACGCUGAUGGUCUUCUGAAGGACUUGAUGAGAGCUUCCUACCCUUGCAUGUCUCUUCACGGAGGUAUUGAUCAGUAUGACAGGGACAGUAUCAUAAAUGACUUUAAGAAUGGAACCUGCAAACUUCUCGUAGCCACGUCUGUUGCCGCCCGUGGUCUAGAUGUGAAACAUCUCAUUCUUGUAGUAAAUUACAGCUGCCCCAAUCAUUACGAAGAUUACGUGCACAGGGCUGGGCGGACUGGAAGAGCAGGCAACAAGGGUUAUGCUUACACCUUCAUCACAGAAGACCAAGCUCGAUAUGCUGGGGACAUCAUUAAAGCUCUUGAACUGUCUGGGACGGCGGUGCCUCCUGACCUAGAGAAACUCUGGAGUGACUUCAAAGAUCAGCAGAAAGCCGAAGGAAAAAUAAUUAAAAAGAGCAGCGGCUUCUCUGGCAAGGGGUUCAAGUUUGAUGAGACAGAGCAGGCUUUAGCCAAUGAGAGGAAAAAGCUACAAAAAGCUGCCCUUGGCCUGCAGGAUUCUGAUGAUGAGGACGCCGCAGUUGAUAUUGACGAGCAGAUUGAAAGCAUGUUUAAUUCCAAGAAGAGAGUGAAAGACAUGGCCGCUCCCGGCACAUCCAGUGCGCCUGCUCCGACUGCGGGCAAUGCUGAGAAGCUAGAGAUCGCCAAGAGGUUGGCACUUAGAAUCAACGCUCAGAAGAACCUGGGCAUCGAGUCUCAGGAUGUGAUGCAGCAGGCCACAAAUGCCAUCCUCAGAGGUGGCACUAUUCUGGCUCCCACCGUGUCUGCAAAAACCAUCGCAGAGCAGCUUGCCGAGAAGAUCAAUGCCAAGCUCAAUUACGUGCCUUUGGAGAAACAGGAAGAAGAGAGACAGGAGGGUGGGCAGAGCGAAUCUUUCAAGAGAUACGAGGAAGAAUUAGAAAUUAAUGACUUCCCACAGACGGCGAGGUGGAAAGUUACCUCUAAGGAAGCCUUGCAGAGGAUCAGUGAGUACUCUGAAGCUGCCAUCACAAUCAGAGGGACCUACUUCCCGCCUGGCAAAGAGCCCAAGGAAGGAGAGCGGAAGAUCUACUUGGCGAUUGAAAGUGCCAACGAGCUGGCUGUGCAGAAAGCGAAGGCAGAGAUCACCAGGCUCAUAAAAGAGGAGCUGAUCCGACUGCAAAAUUCAUACCAACCCACCAACAAAGGACGAUACAAAGUAUUAUAAACACCGGAGCUACUUUGUACCUGUGCUGUCUGUGACGUUUACAGUGUAUUGUAAAGUAAGACUUUUUAAAAUUCUGUCUUGCUUAUUUUUUAAGUACAAGAAACCAGUGUUUGUUCAAGAGGUCAUCUGUAAGUACUACCCUAUACCCAUCCAAACUCCAUUGAAAUCAGACCUGUUUUCAGAGUGUGAUGUUCUUCGAUGUAAACCUUAGCUACCAACACUUUAAAUGUCUGGAGGCAUUGGGAUUUUGUACUGAAUGCAGUAAUAAAGUGUGUCAGGCACUAAGGGACCACUGGCCUAUCCUUUCGGUGGAAUUGUGAUGUGCUCAUCGCCCGAGAACAGGUAAAGAAAGUCCUUGUCACUUCUUGUUGCUGCCUCUAAGCUUAUGUCUUCCUGGACAGAAUGGAGCGUAGUAACUGGAUCUCAGAAUAUUGGGGGAGAAGUUUACAUGACAGGCUCAGAGCUUUUCAUUUUAAUUUUAUCGGAAUGAUAAAUGAGUAAUAGUCAAGCCUUGGUUAUAAAAUUAAAAAGAAAAGUAUAAUGGGA
Rattus rattus (black rat) is the source of this 3811-nucleotide messenger RNA. RefSeq names its product DEAD-box helicase 46 (gene Ddx46). Gene Ontology annotation, biological process: mRNA splicing, via spliceosome. The transcript is spliced from 23 exons. Gene Ontology annotation, cellular component: nucleus. Lineage: Eukaryota; Metazoa; Chordata; Mammalia; Rodentia; Muridae. Gene Ontology annotation, molecular function: RNA helicase activity; nucleic acid binding; ATP binding. The coding region runs from base 170 to 3265 and encodes 1031 amino acids. The record is from RefSeq and is a predicted model, not a curated record.